GCGAGCGAGAGAGAGAGAGAGAGAGAGAGAGAGCGAGAGAGAGAGAGAGAGAGAGAGAGAGAGAGAGAGAAAGAUGGUCGGAACAAUGAUACCGGCAGGGUAUGCUAUGCCUAUCAUGGCUAGCGAAGCUCAUGAAGAAAGCAGAUUUGGGCUUCCGACCCUUAAAAGAACUCAGAGUGUGAGAGAAAACGGGAUGAAAUCUGAAGCAUGUGUAGGUCUGUUUCAGUCGAAUCUGAUGGAUGGACAGCAUGAGAUAGCCCAUUCUACAGAGAGUGAGUUGGCCCUCGCUAAGAUGAGAGAAGAAGAGUUUGAGAGCAAAUCGGGAAGCGAAAACCUUGAAGGCGCAUCCGGCGAGGAUAAUGAACAGGACCGCCGGCCGAGGAAGAAGCGGUAUCAUCGCCACACCCAGCACCAGAUUCAAGAAAUGGAAGCGUUUUUCAAAGAAUGCCCACAUCCAGAUGAUAAGCAAAGGAAAGAGCUGAGCCGAGAAUUAGGCUUAGAGCCUCUCCAAGUGAAGUUCUGGUUCCAAAAUAAGCGCACGCAAAUGAAGACACAACAUGAACGCCAAGAGAAUGCACAACUUAGAGCAGAAAAUGAGAAGCUCCGAGCUGAGAACAUGAGAUAUAAGGAAGCACUGAGCAACGCUUCCUGUCCAAACUGUGGAGGCCCUACUGCACUGGGCGAGAUGUCAUUCGACGAACAACACUUGAGGAUAGAGAAUGCUCGUCUCAGAGAAGAGAUUGACAAGAUCUCCGGGAUUGCUGCGAAGUAUGUGGGGAAGCCAAUGAUGUCUUACCCGCCACUGCUACCACCAUCCAUGUCUCGCUCUUCUUUAGACCUAGCUGUCGGAAACUUUGGGAUUCAAGGAGGCAGGGGAGAGAUGUUUGGAGGUGGGGACUUGAUGAACAAGCCUGUAGCAGGACAACUUGAGAUAGAGAAGCCCAUGGUUAUAGAACUAGCUGUUGCAGCAAUGGAGGAGCUCAUCAGAAUGGCGCAGCUGGGGGAACCGUUAUGGAUUCCAGGCGGCGUCGACAGCCAGACCGAAAUGCUCUGUGAAGAUGAAUACCUUAGAGCCUUUCCUCGAGGCAUCGGGCCCAGGCCGCUCGGUUUGAAGUCUGAAGCUUCUCGAGAAACAGCGGUUGUGAUCAUGAAUCCCACCAACUUGGUGGAGAUCCUUAUGGAUGUGAAUCAAUGGUCGAGCAUGUUCUUUCACAUAAUCUCAAGAGCACUUACACUGGAGAUUCUGUCGACUGGGGUAGCAGGAAACUGGAAUGGAGCGUUACAAGUGAUGUCAGCUGAGUUCCAAAUGCCGACUCCGCUGGUGCCUACCAGAGAAAGCUAUUUUGUUAGAUACUGCAAGCACCUUCCAGAUGGAAGCUGGGCUGUCGUUGACGUCUCACUGGACAGUAUUCGCCCGACUGCUCAGCCGGUGUUGAGAUGUAGAAGACGACCAUCCGGAUGCCUUAUUCAAGAAAUGCCUAACGGAUAUUCUAAGGUUACGUGGGUCGAACACGUCGAGGUCGAUGAUAGAGCUGUUCACAGCAUAUACCGGUCGCUGGUCAACUCUGGCCUGGCUUUUGGUGCAAAGAGAUGGGUCGCUACCCUUGACAGACAAUGUGAGAGACUCGCCAGUUCCAUGGCGAGCAACAUUUCCCCAAGAGAUGUCGGUGUGAUAACCAGUCCAGAAGGGAGGAGGAGCAUGCUGAAGUUGGCUGAGAGGAUGGUUGUAAGUUUCUGUGCUGGUGUGAGCGCUUCCACGGCACAUACUUGGACGACUCUGUCUGGGAGCGGGGCUGAGGAUGUGAGGGUGAUGACUAGAAAGAGUAUAGGUGAUCCUGGAAGACCACCAGGCAUUGUUCUCAGCGCUGCUACUUCCUUUUGGCUACCUGUCUCUCCAAAGAGAGUUUUUGACUUCCUGAGGGAUGAGAAUUCAAGAAAUGAGUGGGAUAUUCUUUCAAAUGGUGGAGUAGUGCAAGAAAUGGCGCACAUCGCCAAUGGCCACGAUCCGGGCAAUGCCGUCUCUCUUUUGCGGGUAAAUAGUUCGAAUUCAAACCAAAGCAACAUGCUUAUACUGCAAGAGAGCUGCACGGAUUCGUCAGGGUCUUAUGUGAUCUAUGCACCGGUGGACAUUGUGGCCAUGAAUGCCGUGCUAACAGGCGGGGAUCCAGAAUGUGUGGCCCUUCUCCCCUCUGGGUUCGCCAUUUUGCAUGACGGACCUACCACCGCUAACGGAGAGGAAAUGGGGCCGACAGGCGGAGGCAGCAGCGGCAGCAAUGGUGGUAGUGGUGGUUCUCUUUUGACUGUGGCGUUCCAGAUCUUGGUUGAUUCUGCUCCAACUGCAAAACUCUCUCUAGGAUCAGUGGCUACUGUUAACAAUCUCAUCGCAUGCACAGUGGAUAGGAUUAAGGCCGCCGUUACGUGUGAGAAUGCAUGAACUCAUCCUGUACAUGAGUUCAUGCAUGAAGAUUUAUGGUUUUUGGUGCUCAUAUACAUAAUUGCAGUAGCGGCCGGCAGAAAAUCGCUUCGAGUCAAAGGAAAGAAAAAGAAACAAGGAAAAGAAAAAAAAAGAAGAUGAAAUCAAGGAGAUGUAGUUAGGAAGUCAAGAACGCACCUUGGAUGCGCCUUGCCACGUGGUGUUGGGCCCGGAAAAGAAUGCACAUGCACCACCAUGCAAGGGUAUUGGUUCGGGUAUUGACUUUCGCUUCCAAAGUAGUGUACCUUUUCCCUUCUUUCAACGUCUCUAAAGCAUUGUCUCUCUCUCUUUUUUUUUUAGUGGGACCAUAUGUCUGACAUGUGGGGCCAAAGGCAGGGGCCCUUUUGUUUUUAUGGAGAACUAGGGUUUAGGGAUAUAUGCGUCAUUUCCUGUUUCCUUCUCUCUCUAGAUCUCUCUUUUCUUUCUCUCACUCUUCAUAUUUGUUUGGUGUGUAACAACUGUUGUGAUGAAGGAAGCGAUAGUUUUUUACGUCGUUAAUUUGGAGGAAGCAAUGUUGUGGAGUUGGUUUA
This is a messenger RNA of Nymphaea colorata (pocket water lily), 3003 nucleotides long. RefSeq names its product homeobox-leucine zipper protein PROTODERMAL FACTOR 2-like. The record is from RefSeq and is a predicted model, not a curated record. NCBI's taxonomy places the organism in Eukaryota, Viridiplantae, Streptophyta, Magnoliopsida, Nymphaeales, Nymphaeaceae. Gene Ontology annotation, biological process: regulation of DNA-templated transcription. Gene Ontology annotation, molecular function: DNA-binding transcription factor activity, RNA polymerase II-specific; lipid binding; DNA binding.